Messenger RNA from Perca flavescens (yellow perch), 1156 nucleotides. Its product is annotated as CDGSH iron-sulfur domain-containing protein 3, mitochondrial. NCBI's taxonomy places the organism in Eukaryota, Metazoa, Chordata, Actinopteri, Perciformes, Percidae. Gene Ontology annotation, molecular function: 2 iron, 2 sulfur cluster binding. Gene Ontology annotation, cellular component: mitochondrion. The transcript has 3 exons. Bases 267 to 653 code for a protein of 128 amino acids. The record is from RefSeq and is a predicted model, not a curated record.
GACUACAUCUACAGGAAGGGAUUUUGUCCUAUCACCUCACCCUUCUUAUAUACGGUCUAUGACCUCACCUCCAUGCCUCGGUCAGCAGUUAUCAUAUCUUCCGCUAGUUCUCGGAGAAUUAUUUCAUUUAUAUUCCUCGGUUUGGCUGACCUUUUCUAUUUCCUGUAGCUGUGACGUUGCGACUUGUCCCCGUUCUUUGCUGAUUCAACUAGAGCACAGCUAGCGUUAGCUGAGCUUGGAGCUGAGCUUUAGCGGUCCCAGGAAACAUGAACAUGUUGUCCAAAGUAGAAGCCAGAUGGAUUAGUGGAACCCUGAGGACACUUUGGAUACCAUCUGUGGCAGCUCCCAAGGUCGAUUUUUCCACACUUCCUCCAGAACCUGUCAUCCCCUCUAAGAAACCUUUCAAAGUGGAGCUGGUUGGGGGGAAGCGUUACUCCUGGUGCACCUGUGGACACAGCAAGAAACAGCCUCUCUGCGACGGAGCCCACAAAACCAAAGCCCAAGGCUUGUCGCCGCUACGCUUUGUCCCCGAGAAAGACGCCACCGUUUGGUUGUGUGGUUGCAAGUACACCAACAACCCACCUUACUGUGACGGCACGCACAAGCAGGACUUCAUCGUGUCUGCCCCCCUGCAUGAACAAACCGACUCUUGAAAAGGACAGCAGAGCUGUCUUUGAACUGAGCAUUAAUGUUGCUGUUGCCUUCCCACUUAGUACGUCAGUGCUCUCUGGGAAAGCAGCACAUGAUCGACUCGUGGAUCACGACAAGUGUUUGAGUCUUGUGUCUUGUCAGUCUCAUCUCAGUGCUUGACGGAGAAGAGUGGUGACGAAAAGGUUAACAUCAAAAAGCCCUCAACUUCAUUCGUCCUUUCUUUCUGGCUUUUCUAUGGAAGAGACAAUGUUUCAUUAAGAACAGGUCGGACAAUAUGAUGAUAUACUGUGAUGUAAUAGAGAGGGAGAGAUUUUACCAUACUGUUUGUGUGGCUGAAAGAUCUUUGUAUUAGGCCAUUGUGGGCAAUGUUGCAAAUAAUCAGUAUUGGAAGUCCAUAUAAAAAGGUGUUAGACAUGGGGUGUACUGGCUAAGAGGUUGAACAUCUAAAGAAUGGUUUAACAGGAGAAAACUGAAGGUUUGAUAGUGCAGAACAAUAAUCUGUCAG